GACCUACAAGGUCACAUGGCUCGCGGGACAACAUGGCUGCGCCCGCGCUAGGGCCAGCUCGAGAAUGCGGCGCCGGGCUCACUCUCGUCCUCUUGUUGUCGCUGUUCUUGCUGCUAGGCUGGGCGGCGGGGGGCGAAGAGGCUGGGCCUGAGGCAGGCGCGCCGUCCCUCGCGGGCUCCUGCGGUUGUGGCAAUCCCCAGCGGCCCGGGGCCCAGGGAAGCUCGGCAGCCGCGCACCGAUACUCCCGGGAGGCGAACGCCCCGGGCUCGGUCCCCGGAGGGCGGCCAUCCCCACCCACCAAGAUGGUCCCCAUCCCUGCCGGCGUGUUUACAAUGGGCACAGAUGAUCCUCAGAUAAAGCAGGAUGGGGAAGCACCUGCGAGGAGAGUUGCUAUUGAUGCCUUUUACAUGGAUGCCUAUGAAGUCAGUAAUGCUGAAUUUGAGAAGUUUGUGAACUCAACUGGCUAUUUGACAGAGGCUGAGAAGUUUGGUGACUCCUUCGUUUUUGAAGGCAUGUUGAGUGAGCAGGUGAAGUCUGACAUCCAGCAGGCAGUUGCAGCUGCUCCGUGGUGGUUACCUGUGAAAGGUGCUAACUGGAGACACCCAGAAGGGCCCGACUCUACUGUCCUACACAGGUCGGACCACCCGGUUCUCCACGUCUCCUGGAACGACGCCGUCGCCUACUGCACGUGGGCGGGAAAGCGUUUGCCCACGGAGGCCGAGUGGGAAUACAGCUGUCGAGGAGGCCUGCAAAAUAGACUUUUCCCCUGGGGCAACAAACUGCAGCCAAAAGGCCAGCAUUAUGCCAACAUCUGGCAAGGCGAGUUUCCUGUGACCAACACCGGGGAGGACGGCUUCCGAGGGACCGCGCCUGUUGACGCCUUUCCUCCCAAUGGUUAUGGCUUAUACAAUAUAGUAGGGAACGCCUGGGAGUGGACUUCAGACUGGUGGACUGUUCACCAUUCUGCUGAAGAAACGAUUAACCCAAAAGGCCCCCCUUCUGGGAAAGACCGGGUGAAGAAAGGUGGAUCCUACAUGUGCCAUAAAUCCUAUUGCUACAGGUAUCGCUGUGCUGCUCGAAGCCAGAACACACCUGACAGCUCUGCUUCGAAUCUGGGAUUCCGUUGUGCAGCUGACCACCUGCCCACCACAGGCUAAGAGCCAAAAAGAGCCUUCCCGAACCCGAGAAGUCGUGUCUACUCUGCACGCGGCUUCCCUCAGAAGGCUGAACAACCUGCUGUGAAGAAUUCCCACCCCAAGGUGGGUCACAUACCUGCCCAGUGGCCAAAGGAACCAUAUGGCAAGACCAAAUCGCUGACCUGCAUCAGCAUGUGCGCUUUAUUGUGUGAUGUGUUUCAUGUUUUACUUUUGAGAGUGUUUUAAAGAGGAAGGAGGUGGAGGGCAUCCUGAGCUAGGCUUCAGGAGGCCUGUGUUCUACCCAGGGUCUGCCCAUUUGGAUAGACCCCAGGGUCCCACUCUUGACCUUCCUGGGCCUCAGUGAGUUCAUCUGUCCAGUGAGGGGAUGCACAGCAUGAUGUCUGAGGCUCACUGCCGACUCGCAGAUCCUCUGGAUAUAUUAGAUUCUAUUGUGAUUUCAUAGUGAGAAUUUAUGACAGAUGAUUUUUUAGCUAUAUUUUCCCCAUUUGUGAACCUUGGGUGAUACUAAUCAUGUAAAAUAGUUGUUCUCUUAUGUAUUAUUUUCAGAAAAGAAUGGGGUGGGGUGGUGGGGAUGAGUCUUUAUAUUCAUACUGCACUUUGCUUUUUCGAGGAAAUCAGUGUCUUUACAUUGUUAUGACGAAUCCCACUUGGGCCAGCGAUGGCACACUCAAGUUCAGCCAUCGGAACACGCAGGAAUGUCUGUGGGGUGACUCUACUGUGCUUUAUCUUUUAACAUUAAGUGCCUUUGGUUUGGGGGGCAGCUGUAAGCCCUAUUUUCCCCCUCUCCCCAAAGCCUUCGGUGAAUGUGAACUGUGUGCCACACAGAGAAGCCUGUUUAAUUCUAGAUGUAGGACAAAAGGAGCAGGAGCCUUGAAUCAACUAUUUUCAAGGUAUCUAGUAUUUUGUAAUAGGGAAGUAGGAAAUCCUGUUGUCUGUGGAGUAUCCCAUGCUUUGGAUCAUGCACUAUGUCGAAUAAACUGGUAUCUGCUAAAUCA
Bubalus bubalis (water buffalo) is the source of this 2152-nucleotide messenger RNA. RefSeq names its product sulfatase modifying factor 1 (gene SUMF1). Bases 33 to 1157 code for a protein of 374 amino acids. The transcript is spliced from 9 exons. NCBI's taxonomy places the organism in Eukaryota, Metazoa, Chordata, Mammalia, Artiodactyla, Bovidae. Gene Ontology annotation, cellular component: endoplasmic reticulum. The record is from RefSeq and is a predicted model, not a curated record.